Messenger RNA from Guyanagaster necrorhizus, 915 nucleotides. Its product is annotated as chorismate mutase. The record is from RefSeq and is a predicted model, not a curated record. The transcript has 5 exons. Gene Ontology annotation, biological process: aromatic amino acid biosynthetic process; chorismate metabolic process. NCBI's taxonomy places the organism in Eukaryota, Fungi, Basidiomycota, Agaricomycetes, Agaricales, Physalacriaceae. Gene Ontology annotation, cellular component: cytoplasm. Gene Ontology annotation, molecular function: chorismate mutase activity. The coding region runs from base 1 to 915 and encodes 304 amino acids.
AUGCAGUCAAACCUUACCAUCGGCAACCCAUUGUCGUUGGACCGCAUUCGUUCGGUCCUGGUCAGGCUUGAGGAUACCAUCAUCUUCUCCCUUAUCGAGCGCGCCCAGUUUGUCCACAAUGCACGUAUGUACGAGCGCAAUGCGUUCAAGGAACUGCAAGGUAUCGGAUUCACUGGCAGUUGGCUAGAGUGGUUCCUCAAGGAGACCGAGACAUUCCAUGCAAAAGCAAGAAGAUAUACUAGCCCAGACGAAUACCCCUUCUCAAGCGACCUGCCAGAACCCAUUAUACCACCCCUAUCCUUCCCACAAAUCUUAUACCCGAAUAAAAUCAACGUAAAUCCAUCCAUUCUUUCAUUCUACACGCGCACUAUCGUCCCCCGGAUAACUCGACACGCCACCCUGCUCCUCGCGGCUACAAAACGGGCCAAGGGAAUCGUCGGAGACGAAGAGUAUGAAGAUGACGGCAAUUAUGGGAGUGCUGCGACAAUCGAUAUUGAAGUUUUGCAAGCAAUCAGUAAAAGGGUUCACUACGGCAAAUUCGUCUCCGAAUCCAAGUUUUUGCAAGACCCCGCUGCUUUCAUCCCGCACAUCCUGAAACCCAACCGUUCGGCACUAGAGGCUCUCAUAACAAAGCCAGAAGUCGAGCGCAAGUUGCUGAUACGGCUGCAGAAAAAGGCAGAGACGUACGCUCAGGACUUUGCCUCCGAUGGUACUCAAUUGCCUAAUGGACCUGUGAGUGGGGCAUCCAAAAUUGACGUGGCUGGUGUGGUAGAACUUUACGAGAGUUUUAUCAUCCCACUGACGAAGGAGGUCGAGGUAGAUUAUCUUCUGCAACGCUUAGUUGGGCUAUCAGAUGCAGAGAUCGACAUGUUGGUCAAGAAGGGUAUCACUCCAUCAUACCAGUUCCUUGAUUAG